Molecule: messenger RNA, 1470 nt
Organism: Adineta ricciae
Lineage: Eukaryota; Metazoa; Rotifera; Eurotatoria; Adinetida; Adinetidae
Source: the annotation of a GenBank genome assembly
AUGAAAUUGUAUAAAGCAAAAGACUCCUGGAUUGUCACGACGGAAGAACAUAGUCUAUGGUUUAACAGAAGAAGUCUGUCUGUUUAUACAAAACCAGAACCCAUAUCGAAAGAGAUCCUAUCGGAUUCAUCCGCAUGGGAUGCUUCAUUUGUUAGUGAUAUUCACGGUUAUAUAGGACAAAUUCAAAUUGUUAAAGAUGGCUUUCAUUGGUUGAUAUUUAUCAAAAGUCAGGAGAUGGUAUGUGUUAUACAAAACGGACACGAAAUUUAUCGUGUUACAGAUAUUCUUGUGCAACCGUUUGACGAUAUUGACGAGGAAUCAAUAGGUCGAGCAAAUGUUACAACAAACAAUAAAUAUGAAUCAAAAUGUAUUGAAGAACUUCGUUUAUGGUAUCAAGAAACCCAAUGCUUUUAUUACAGUCGUACCUAUGACUUGACAAAUACCAUACAGCGUGCAUUAGAUCAAGACGAAACAAUUCCAUUGUGGAAACGUGCUGACGAGAGAUUCUUUUGGAAUCGACAAAUGCUCAAUGAAUUUAUCAAACAAGCCGAUAAAGAACAUUUCGACACUCGUUGGAUCCAGCCCAUAAUCAUGGGUUACUUAGACAAAUGUCACUUUCAAGUUAAUCACGAUACCGACGCGCAAUUAAUUCUCAUUUCACGACGAAAUCGAUAUCGCGCAGGUGUUCGUAUGCAUUGUCGAGGGAUUGAUGAAGAUGGAAACGUUGCUAAUUAUGUGGAAACCGAGCAAAUUCUUCGGAUUGACUCAAAUAUCAUGUCAUUUGUUAUGAUUCGUGGAUCGGCACCAUUCUAUUGGUCUCAACCGGGAAUCCGAUAUCGUCCGCCGCCGAAAAUAGACCGAAGUUUUAAUGAAUCUCACGAGGCAUUCAUUAAACACAUUGAUGAUCAGUUAUCUCGAACGAAAGGCAAUCAACUCGUGUUGAUUAGUCUCAUCGAUGAAUGGGGAAAAGAAAAUAUUCUUAAUGACACAUUUUUUGAUCACAUUAUCAAGUACAAUAGUCCACAUGUAUCGUACAUUACAUUUGAUUUUCAUGAAUAUUGCAAAGGUUUACAAUUCGGAAAUAUAUUGGUACUUCUACAGCUUUUGGACGAGAAAAAUAUAUUUCGAGAAAUGCGAUUCUUUUGGUUGGUGAUGUUUUGCUUCCCUGUUAUGAUACUCAAUCGAGUAAAUAUUAAUUAUAGGAUGAAUACGGAGAAAAACACGGUACUCAGUGAUCAAACAAGCGUAUUUCGUGUGAAUUGUGUCGAUUGUCUCGAUCGAACGAACGUUGUUCAAGCUGCAAUUGCAAAAACUAUUUUAGAAAUUAUGCUGAAAAAAGUCGGUUUGUUAGACAUAGACGCAGGUGGUCUGAAUGAUAAUGCUAGAGUUAUUUUUCAAACCAUGUGGGCAGAUAAUGGUGAUGCUAUUAGUAGACAAUAUGCAGGCACAGAUGCAAUGAAGGUAAGAUAA